This is a messenger RNA of Pollicipes pollicipes, 1854 nucleotides long. RefSeq names its product apolipophorins. Gene Ontology annotation, molecular function: lipid carrier activity. Lineage: Eukaryota; Metazoa; Arthropoda; Thecostraca; Pollicipedomorpha; Pollicipedidae. The transcript has 9 exons. The record is from RefSeq and is a predicted model, not a curated record. Gene Ontology annotation, biological process: lipid transport. The annotation marks the transcript as partial.
AUGGCGUGGUGCUCCGGUCCGCGGCUAGAGUCGACGCGAUACCGACUGAGCCAACAUGCGCCGGCCCUCGGCCCUCCUCGUGGCCUUCCUGCUGCGGGAGCGCUCGCAGUGCCAACGGGGCAACGAUGGGAGAACAAGUGCGCCGCCUUCUGCGUCAGUCCCGAGCAGACCAAGCUGGCCUACCAGCCGGGCAAGACGUACGUGUAUGAGUACAGUUCGGACACGGAGACGACGCUAGCCGGCGCCACCGACGAGGCGUCGAGGCUGCACGUGACGGCUACGGCCGAGAUCACGGCCAACUCCGGCUGCGACUUCACCCUGCAGCUGAGAGAGGUCACGCUUAAGGACUCGGACCCGAAGAACGCCAACAGCAAGCAGGAGGUGGACAACAUGGCCACUUUCAAGCGGGAGCUGGAGCGGCGGCCGCUGUCCUUCAGCUACCAGCAUGGACGCAUCGAGGACGUGUGCUCCGACCCCAAUGAGCCCGUCUGGGUGCUCAACUUCAAGCGGGGUCUCAUGUCCACCAUGGUCAACAGUCUGAGGUCGAUGGAGGCUGGUGAAACUCGCAGUCAGGAGACGGACGUGACGGGCGUUUGCACCACCGAUUACCUGGUGGAGGAGCACGGCUCCGGCUACCUGGUCACCAAGACUAAGGACCUGCUGAGCUGCACGGGCCGCGGCCACCUCAUCUCGUCGCUGCAGACCACGCCGUACACCACCUACUCCAAGGUCCAGUCGCUGCCGCUUGUCAAGAGCUCGCUCCGGUGCCAGCAGAGGGUGUCGACGGAGCGGCUGCAGUCGGCGGAGUGCGAGGAGAGCCAUUUGUUCCGGCCGUUCUCCCAGGGCGAGAACGGCGCCGUCACUCGCACCACGGUCCGGCUGACGGAGGUCACCGUCAGAGACGCCGUUCCCAGCUACGACAGCGAUGAGCCGACCGUGCGCGGCUCGCUGCUGUUCGACCACGCAGACGCCCAGCUGACGCAGCGGAACCGGGUGCAGGCGGCCGCUGAGCUGCUGGCACAGCUUGAGCUGAAGACGGCCGACGGUGUACGACCUGAGGAGCAGGCUGCCGUUCAGCAGGCGAUCCGCCAGCUGGAGGCCAUGCUGGGCUCCGGAUGCCGCAGCAACUCCGAGGAGGAGGAGCCUGAAGAUGCUGACCGCGCGCUGAAGGCGCUCGGCAACGCCGGCCGCCUGGUGGCCGGCGGCGACACGCUGCGCAGCUGCUUCGAGGGUGAGAACACGAUGGAGGUGCGGCUGGCGGCGAUCCGGGCGUUCCGUCGCAUGCCGUGCAGUGCCGUGACCGACAGUAACCUGAUGGGCAUCUUCAGUAGCGAGCAGGAAGACACUGAGGUGCGUAUUGCCUCUUAUCUGGCCAUCAUGCAGUGCCCAACGCACGGCGUCGUUGACAAGGUACAGGAGAUCCUCUCCCGCGAGUCAGUCAACCAGGUCAGCAGCUUUGUGUGGAGCCACCUGACCAACAUGCAGGAGACCAACGACCCCGCCAAGCAGUACAUGAAGCUGCUCCUCUACAACGUGGACCUGGAGAAAAAGUUUAAAACUGACGUACGGAAGUUCUCCAGGUACUUCGAGAAGACGAUGUUUUCUACGUCGAUGAACGCCGGUGCGACUGUCGACGGAAAUGUCAUUUUCACGCCUGAGUCAUACAUGCCCAAGUCAGGAAUGUUCAACUUCACCGUGGACUUGUUCGGGCAGGCCAUUAAUCUUUUGGAGGUUGGUGGGCGCGUGGAAGGCCUGGAGGACUUUUCCGAAAGCAUGUUCGGCAACAAUGGCGUCUACCCGCAGCAGGCUAUCAGCCAUAUCCUGAAGACGAUGCGUGGCCGCGAUUCUAACGAC